GGUACGAACAUUGUCUCCGACUUCAAGAGUUUUUUUGUGUGACUUCAGGGGGCGUUCACGUAAUUUUCCGAGGAUAGAGCUCCUUUUUCCGAUUAUUCCCCACCACUUGAAUGCAGGGUCUGCAUGACAGCAGCAGCAGAUCUGACACGCUGAUGGAGAAAUAAACACCACAGAUGGAAACCCAGAGGAAGAGCUCUGAGGAUGACAGUGAAGGAGAGCGAGGUCUGCUCCACACCUGGAAGGGCUAUUCCUGCAGCGUCACCCCAGAGAGGGUGCUCCUUCCCCGGCCUGUCCUUCAGGUCGCCCUGGGCACACGACAUGGUGUCCUGUUGGUGGAAGGUGGGCAGGUGUACAGUUUUGGUGAGUUGCCAUGGAAGCAGAGUCAACCCCUCGAGCCAGAGAAACCCACCCUGGAGAGCGCGCUCAGCGGGCAGCGGGUCAUCACCAUCGCUGCAGGAAGCUUCCACAGCGGAGCCGUGACAGAGGAUGGAGGCGUCCACAUGUGGGGGGACAACGCUUCGGGUCAGUGUGGCUUGUCAGGCCUCAGCACCGUCCCCAACCCGACACCGGUUGCUCUUCUGGACUCUGACAUCAACCCGCCGCAGACGGUGCCUGUUCUGGAGCUGGCCUGCGGGGGUCAGCACACACUCGCUCUGUCUGUGCAGCGGGACGUUUGGGCGUGGGGCAGUGGCUGCCAGCUCGGCCUCAACGUUACUGUCUUCCCCGUGUGGAAGCCACAGAAGGUCGAACACUUAGCAGGCAGGUAUGUGCUGCAGGUGGCCUGCGGGGCGUUGCACAGCCUCGCUUUGGUGCGCUGCCUUGGCCCGCAUGAUCUGCAGCGCCCCCACGUGGACAAAUGCAGACAGUGUAACCAGCUGCUGUACACCAUGACUGACAAAGAGGACCAUGUCAUCAUCUCUGACGGACAUUACUGCCCCAUCGGUGUGGAGCUCACCGAGGACGAGGGCUGUUUGGAGGCGCCCGCACCCAUACAAAUCCUCAGAACGUCCCCGUCCGAGCCGGUCCUCCCCUCCCAAACAUCAACCUCGAACUCAGGCUCCCCGGCGCCCUCUGAAGGCUUUGAGCCCUCCUGUGAUGCCACUCAGGAAAAAGAGGAAUCAGUUUUGGCUAAUGGCGCGUUGGCAGCUCUGGAGUCAGACUCCUUUACUCAGUCUCAAAGCGGAGUGAAGAGUUCUCCGUAUCCAGAUGAACAAGCGGUCAAAGAUUAUCUGCAGAAACUGUCGGACAACACGCAGGUGGAGCAGACAGCGAAAACGAACACUGGAGGACUGCACACUCUGCUGCCCGCAGCAGCAGGUCUCGCCACCUCCAACCCCGGCUCUGCUCUCAACAGCCUCGUUUCUUCCUGCGCCUCAGCGGUGGGCGAGCGAGUCGCCUCCACAUACGAGGCUUUAUCCCUCAAAAAGAUGAUGAACUACCUGCCCUCAGGAGUGCCCAGGCCAGGCGGGACGACGGGCGAUAACACCACAGACCGAGUCCGCCUGGAGGACUCCACACAGGCCAAGAAGAGCUCCAGCACGGGAGACAUCCGCGAGGAGGAGGCGGAGGGUCUGCGCCGCCGUCUCUCACUGCCAGGACUCCUCUCUCAGGUCUCCCCUCGGCUGCUGAGGAAAGCUGGUCGUCCCAGGAUGCGCGCCAUGGCCCUCACCCCGCUGGGAGGUUUGGUCCCAGAGGCCCAGGAUGUGUUUCCCACCCUGCAGACGGAGGUGUGGAGCUGGGGACACGGCGAGCACGGACAGCUGGGACAUGGAGACAGUCUGGCCAGGUUACAGCCUCACUGCAUCAAGAGUCUGAACAACAGGGAGGUGGUUCGAGUGGUGGCCGGUGCUCAUCAUUCCCUCGCCUUGACUGCUCAGUCUCAGGUGUUUUCAUGGGGAAGCAACAGCUGUGGUCAGCUUGGACAUAUGGAGUCCCCCAGCACUGUCCCUCGCCUCGCGAAACUGUCAGAGGGGAUCCGUGUGUGGGACGUGAGUGCAGGAGAGAGACACACGGUCCUGCUUGCAGACGGAGACUGCAUCCAGCCGAUUAUUUACUACAGCGGGCAGCAGGUGAGGGAGGGGGAGGAGGAACGCCUCGCAAAGGAAACGGAGGAAGCAGGGAAGGAGGAGGAGGAGCAGCAGCGUGCGGGGGGCUACACCCAGCAGCCUGUACUGUUACCCUUCUGCAUGAACCUGCGUUAUGUUAGCAACGUGUUCGCUGGCGGUCGGAGCUGCGUGGCGCUCUCAGACCGGAACGUGAUGGGCUUCAUCGCCAGCCUCCAUGAGCUCGCAUCAGCCGAGAGGAAGAUUUACUGCAAAAUGAGCAACGUAAAGAUGCAGAUCAUACGCCCCCUGCUGGAGCUGGAGUCUCUGAGUUCUGCCCUCGGUCAGGUCACCCUCGGGCUCCUGCAGACUCUGGCAGGCCGCUUCAGCCUCCUGUGUCACCUGACGGGGCAGCACGCCGCCAGCCUCACCGCCAACCUGCGCCGUGGCAGAGACGUCAAGAGCUUGCUCGUCCUGGACCACUCUGACAUCUUCCUUCAGUGUUACAAGGAGUACAGCAGCGCUUUGGGCGACUUCCAGGUGAUGGGAGGAUUUCAGUGCCUGACCAAACCCUCACUCGAUUUCUUCGGGAAGACUCCUGAGCUGCUUCAGAAACUGUCUGAGUGCAGCGAGGAAAACCCUGCCAUGUCCGACCUCCUGGUGGCGCUCUUCUACCUCCCAACUCGCCAUCUUCAUGAAUACGGACGUCUGCUGCUCAAACUGGCGACCUGCUUUGAAGUGUGCUCCGAUGACUACCAGAAGCUGCAGGACAGCUGCUCUAAGUUCGAAGCUCUGGUGCUCCAGCUGAAGAAGAAACGAAAAGAAGCCGACUACACCUUUAAUUUCUGGAAGAACUUUCCCGGCAAGAUGACGGAAUCUCUGAGAAAACCUCAACGCCGCCUCAUCUGUGAGAGCAGCAACAAAGCCCUGACGCUGCAGAACGCCGGCAGGUUCUCCGUCAACUGGUUCAUCCUCUUCAACGACGCCCUGGUCCAUGCACAGGGCGUGGCGCCUGUUAAAAGUCUUUUCUCCACCCAUCACGUCUUCCCUUUGGCCACGCUGUGGGUGGAGCCAAUCCCAGAGGAGAACACCGGCAUAUACGGAUUAAAGGUGAUCACGCCCGAGGAGACGUUUACCCUGUUGGCCUCCUCUCCCAUGGAGAAGGCUAAGUGGCUUCGCUCCAUAAACCAGGCGGUGGAGCAGGCGCUGAGCGGGGCGGGGCAGGACGCAGCAUCAGUCAGCUCGGGGUCGGGUCAAAAGUUGGAGCCUCCCAUCUCCAGGACGGCCUCGUACACUUUUUAUAAAGACGGACGGCUGAAAGAUGCAAAGUACGAGGGACGCUGGCUUACUGGAAAGCCACACGGCAGGGGAGUGUUGAAAUGGCCUGAUGGGAGAAUAUACACAGGGUCCUUUAAGAACGGCUUAGAGGAUGGCUUUGGUGAAUUUGUGGCUCCUAAUAAGACGAUCAACAAGAACGAUCACUACCAAGGUCACUGGAAAGACGGGAAGAUGCAUGGUCUGGGAACAUACAGAUACGCGAGCGGGGAAGUUUACGACGGAUCCUUCCAGGACAGCAUGCGACACGGUCACGGCAUGCUGCGCAGCGGGAAGCUAAACACCUCCUCCCCCAGCGUGUUCAUCGGCCAGUGGCUGCAGGACAAGAAGACUGGCUACGGAGUCUUUGACGAUAUCACAAAAGGGGAGAAGUACAUGGGAAUGUGGCAGGAGCACCAGCGUCAGGGCACCGCGGUCGUGGUCACUCAGUUUGGCCUUUACUACGAAGGAGCCUUUAAGGAUAACAAGAUGAUGGGCACCGGGGUCCUCUUGUCCGAGGACGACACCACAUACGAGGGGGAAUUCUCUGACGACUGGACUCUAAAUGGAAAGGGUGUGCUAACAAUGCCAAAUGGAGACUACCUGGAGGGCUCCUUUAACGGUGAAUGGGGCUCUGGACUCAAAGUGUCGGGGUCCUACUUUAAACCACAUCUGUUUGACACAGACAAGGACAAGAGCCGGGUCGUGAAGCUGGGGCGCCUGUGUGUGUGUGCGGAGGAUAAGUGGCAGGCUGUGUUCCAGGAGUGUUGGAGCCAGCUAGGCUGCGAGGCGCCGGGACAAGGAGUGACCUCUAAGGCCUGGGAGAACAUCGCCGUGGCCCUCACCACCAGCAGACUUCACAUCCAAGACAGUCCGGAGAUUCUAUCUAGAAGUCACAGCAGAACUCUGGAGAGUCUGGAGUUUAUCCCUCAGCAUGAAGGACCAAUCAACAUGGAUCGAUAUCACACCAUCCGCCUCUACCUCAUCAAGGCUUGUGACACACCCCUCCACCCGCUCGGCCGUCUGGUGGAGACCCUGGUGGCGGUCUACAGGAUGACCUACGUGGGCGUUGGAGCGAAUCGUCGACUGCUGCCUCAGGCUGUCAACGAGAUCAAGUCUUAUCUUAACCGCAUCUACCAGAUCGUCAGGUUUCUUUUCCCUGACCUGCCAGAAGAGGGGGGCCUAAUUCCAGAGCCGACCACCAACCUCCAGGAGAAGAAGGAGCCCGGCUCGACUGAUGCCCAGCCAGAGUCACCAAAACCUGGCCGCGUGGUGAGCAGCUGCGCUCUGCUGCUCCCCGUCCUGCUGCCUCGUCUCUACCCGCCGCUCUUCACCCUCUACGCUCUGGACAAGGAGAGGGAGGACGACGUGUACUGGGAGUGCGUCCUCCGUCUCAACAAGCAACCCGACCUCGCCCUGCUCGCCUUCCUGGGAGUCCAGCAAAAGUUCUGGCCUGUUUCUUUUUCUGUUGCCUUGUCUGUACUUGGGGAGAAGCAGCAGGUCCUUUCCAGCACAAAAGACGCCUGUUUCGCCUCUGCAGUGGAAACAUUACAACAGAUCAGCACCACCUUCACGCCGUCAGACAAGCUGCAGGUGAUCCAGCUCACCUUCGAGGAGAUCACUCGCGAGGUUCAGUCGCUGCUCAAGCAGGACUUUUUGUGGUCCAUGGACGAGCUCUUCCCCGUCUUCCUCUACGUGGUGCUGCGUGCACGAAUCAGGAACUUGGGGUCUGAAGUGAGCUUGAUUGAAGAUCUGAUGGAUCCCUGCGUUCAGCACGGAGAGCACGGCAUCAUGUUCACAACGCUGAAGGCCUGUUACUACCAGAUCCAGCAUGAGAAGGUCACAUAACUCCAGCAGUGUGACUCUACUCCCUCUGUGCAUCUGCAAGCCCCGCCUCCAACCACAGCCAGUCACAGGGCUGGGAAGAAGCGCGAGGCUUUGGAGUGAUGGACGUGUGCAGUAGCCAAUAGGAAGCAGAGGAUCAUACAAGCAGGUUGCUGACAGCUCCAUCUGCUGCUGUUAUGGAGACGGGACCACCUCCCCCUCCCUGACACACACACACACACACACACACACACACACACACACACACACACACACACACACACACACACACACACACACACACACACACACACACACACACACACACACACACACACACACUGUUUUGCCCUUUAGUGACCUCUGCUGGUCGCUUAUCCACAGAUCAUUAAGGUACAAAUGUGAAUAAUCGUCUGUGUUAUACGGGCAGUCAUGAGCCACUUCAAACCGUCCGGAGAAACCUAACUGACACGACAUUUCGCAGGAAAAUCUUGACUUUGGGGACGUUGUUACCUGGGAAGAACUCAAGCGUUAUAGUUUUUUUUUUUGCCAAUGGGAGCAGUUUUUGUUCUCUGGAUACCGGACCUCAUUUUUAAACACAAUUUCCAGUAUGAAACUCAAAUAUUAUGCGGAUUGAACUAAGCCAUUUCUCUAAAAAACGACACUUUUUUAGCUUUCAGUGUUCAAAUCCUUGUUAUUUAUGACAUCCACUUGAAGAAACAGACCGUAUGAGGAAUGAUCUUCUACCUUUAAAAGCAUCUCACUCUAUGAAACUGACAGACUUUUCAUGUAUCGACUUCAUAAACUGACAGAGCACUUUGUUUACAGCCACGCUAAGCUGACAGUUACGGAUUUCAAACCGUGUUUUCCCAGAUUUACAAAGAAGAAGGCUUCAAAGAUGAAGUCCAGCUCGCCCUCUUGUAGCUCAUAGACAUUUGGUGAACUUCCCCACGUCUGAUUAAGAGCUUUUCUACAGCUCAUUUAGAGCUGGGGUUGAUACUGUGUUGUGUUAAUGCAGAGCAUGUACGGCAUGCUUUAGGUUAAUGUAAAGUGAAUUAGCUGAAACUCUAAAUGAUGCUGAUAUUUUCCUCUUAAACCAUCUUGAACACAAAAAUCUGAUUAGCUGAAUUAGCUUGAAGUAAACACAAACAACGUCCCUGCCAGUUUUCUCUGACACUGGUCAUCAACACAGCUUGUUUGUGAUGGCUGUAAAGUGUUUCUUAGUUUCAGCUGGAUCGCUGACUUGAAUGCACAUGUGUUUUUCUGAGUCAAACACUUUGACUGUUAACACUUUGUUUUACAGAUUUAGCAGAAAUGAAGAAAAGAUAGAUCAUAGCACUCUACUGCAAAACCAGGCUGGAAAAAUAUUCCAUUAUUUAAAGUAUUUGCAAGCAAAAGCCCUGAGCCAUGUCGAGAAAUAGUUUAGAAAUUUAGAAAACGUGUUUCAGCACAAGUCUUUCAAAAGGUUUGCAAAUUCAGAUGAAGGAUGGGGUUAAAAUGUGUGACUUGAAAUGACAAAUAUCUAAACAAUGGUAUUGUUCUUCAGUGUUAUAGUCAUCGUUAAUGUCCGUUAAAAAAAUGUGCAUUUCCAAUCUCCAAUUUAUCAUCCUGAAAACAUCACAGAUAAAUUUGUCUGACUACCAAAAAAAAAUGAAUCAAGAAUUCAUUGGAGAUGCAUAUUUUAUAGGACAUCUUUUCUUUUCUGUUUCAAUCUUGUCGUGAUUAUAUUGCUGCAAGUAUUCUGCAAAACAAUCAUCGGUAAAUAUCCAGAGGGAAAAAGGAAGAGUUUGAAGGUCUUCAGUUCUGUAAAUUGUUGAAUAUAAAAGGUAAAAAUGUUUCUGUUGCAGCUGCAGGUGGAGCUCCAGCAGAGACCCAGGCGCUCGGAUUAAUGCAAACACUGUUUUAUAGACGUCUGUGAUGUUUCAAAGCUGAUUCUCUGCGCAAUCUGUUAAUACUAACUGUUCUUUUUUUAAACCAUUCACUGCCCCGACCGUCACACAUUGUUGCUUAUUUGAGAUUUGCGUCACACAUGGCGGUUGAUAAAAGGGCUUAGAGGGGAUUCAGAGGAUGACCAUGCCCUUUUUUUUUUUUUCUUUUUUUUUAAUGUCAUCACUUUUGUUUGCGCCGACGGUUUAACAACAGUGAAGCCGGUGGAUCAGAAGCCUUUUUUUGAAGGAGCCAAAUUUAGGUGAAGCUGCUCGAUUCUGAAAAUCAAUCCGGAGAAUAUCGCUGUUCACACGGACGGAGUUCAGAUCUGACAUUAAAAGCUACAGCUCUUCUCUUUGGGUGACAGAUUCUUUACGAUCAGGGUUUACUCUGCGAAGUUUGGAAAAGAUCACCUGCAGUAAUUAGUGAGGAAACAAAGCACCGUCUAGUAAAACAACAACACAAAGAUCCAUUAAUGUCCUGAAUUUUGCAGAAUGCAGAACUUGAUGUUUUUUUUGAUUUUGCAUUACUGCCUGGUCAGGAUUCAGUCUUGGGAUUCAGAACCUUACACUUUUACACUUUAUUUUUCCCUUCAUAGCUUUAAAAAAAACAACAACAAAAAAAAACGAGUUCAUACAUUGUCCACCCCAAUCUUUGUUUUGAAUUCAAGGAGUUAUGUUCAUGCAGCAGGUUAGGCCUUAAAGAGCCUCUAAUUCUCCCUGUAAGACAUCUGUGCACCUUAAAAGUAUUUGUUUGUAAGUAUAACGUUGCAUUAUGUUGUUAAAAAAAGGAUCAUGACACCUGUACACAUCUGUGCCUGACACUUAGAGAAGUGAAGCAAUAUUGUCUUCAUGAAACGCUGUGAAAACAUUCCCUGGCUCUUUGAAGGAGGUGUUAUUUGACUGACAGUUUUAAGCCUCUUAUCCUCCUCCUAACAAAACAUGAAGGCUGAUAUUUUGACUUCUGCACCUUUAGAGAAAAGAAAAUAUCAGUAGACAACAGAACUGAUUUACAAACCGAACUACAUAGGCAGAAUGAGACGUUUACUGUAAUGGUUGUACAUGAAGUCCUGUUUUAAACCCAAACUGAAGACUGGUAUGUAAAGUGAAGGUAACGCUCAUAAGCUCAUGUUCGGUUCAUGAUUUAAACCUGUUGACACCUGUUUGAUUGACUUACUGCACCUCAACACCUGUUCAUCAUGAAAACGACACUCACAGGUCAGACUGUUGCGUCGUGUGUAAAAUGACCUGUUUUGUCGAUGGACUUUGGUGGUGACUAGUUGACAUGUUUUGUGUUUCAGCUGGCUGACAUGACGCCCUCCUGUGUGUCUUUUACAUGAUGUCAAAUGUAUUGUACCUUUAAAAAAUAAUAACAGAGGGCAAUAAAUGCAUUUGAUAGAUGUUG
Molecule: messenger RNA, 8510 nt
Organism: Labrus mixtus (cuckoo wrasse)
Lineage: Eukaryota; Metazoa; Chordata; Actinopteri; Labriformes; Labridae
Gene: als2b
Product: alsin Rho guanine nucleotide exchange factor ALS2 b
Exons: 35
Coding region: 174-5204 (1676 amino acids)
Source: RefSeq, a predicted model, not a curated record